CGCGAAACCCCAUCUCUAAAAAAGUGAGAAUGGCAAAUUGUUAAGAAGAAGCAUUCUAACCUUACAGCAUUGAUUUUACGCCAGCGUAUUUUGCGAAAAAGUUUGUAAAAAUGUUCCAAAACAGCGCUGCCCGCCUCCUGGUCCCCGCUAUUCGUAGCGCCAUGCAGAGCCGUUGCCAGUCGGUCGUCUCCGGACCUCCGACUCAGCACGUCUCCACCGCCGAGAAGUUGAUCCUCGGCGGCGGCAUGUGCGCUGCAUCCCUGUUCAUUCCCGCCUGGGUGCUUUACCACAUCCGGGACUACAAGGGCGACAAGUAAUCUGCAUAUGAUACCACACAUAGUUAAUACCCUGUAAAGUAAAGAGCAUCAAUACAUAAAUAGUGCCCCUGCUAAAGGGAAAUAAACUAUAACGCAUUGGGCCACAAA
This is a messenger RNA of Drosophila erecta, 425 nucleotides long. RefSeq lists its product as uncharacterized. Gene Ontology annotation, biological process: mitochondrial electron transport, cytochrome c to oxygen. Lineage: Eukaryota; Metazoa; Arthropoda; Insecta; Diptera; Drosophilidae. Gene Ontology annotation, cellular component: mitochondrion. The record is from RefSeq and is a predicted model, not a curated record. The coding region runs from base 111 to 317 and encodes 68 amino acids. The transcript is spliced from 2 exons.